Molecule: messenger RNA, 498 nt
Organism: Cordyceps fumosorosea ARSEF 2679
Lineage: Eukaryota; Fungi; Ascomycota; Sordariomycetes; Hypocreales; Cordycipitaceae
Exons: 1
Coding region: 1-498 (165 amino acids)
Source: RefSeq, a predicted model, not a curated record
AUGGUGGCUACAGAUGGCGUCUUCCGAGACUCAGACGCAGAUCCAGCAAUAGCAUAUACCGACUUUGCCGAGCUGCAAAACAGGAAGGAGACGCACAUCAUAGCUCUUCUACAAAAUGCCGAAGGAGAGAAGAAGGAAACCACAGGACGGAUCGCUGAGGAGCAACGACGCAUCAAGCCCAAGAAAGCAGAAGAGGACGCGCAAAUAGCAUUGAUUAUGGUAGCGAUGGCGCAGGAGAUGUUGAGGAGCGGUGAACCGAACCAAUUGAGUGCGUGGGUGAGGGUCAUUGGCAUGAGCAAGACAGAGAUCUUUCUGUACCGAGCCUUGGUUCCGAGAAAAUUUGUGGAAACAUUCGAUGCGAGUGCGGGAUUCGUCAUACAGUAUCGAAGCGCUUCGUUGAAUGACCAGAGCGGAGUCUUGCAGCAGCUUGAUCGCUUGCUGAGGGAGAAACGUCCGCCUGGUGACCAACCCGGCGCGGCUGAGGAGGCAAAAUACUGA